Lottia gigantea (owl limpet) is the source of this 577-nucleotide messenger RNA. RefSeq lists its product as hypothetical. NCBI's taxonomy places the organism in Eukaryota, Metazoa, Mollusca, Gastropoda, Lottiidae. The transcript is spliced from 3 exons. The coding region runs from base 47 to 577 and encodes 176 amino acids. The record is from RefSeq and is a predicted model, not a curated record.
CACUACUUCUUCUAGUAAAAACAACAAACAAACCUACAAACUCAAGAUGAUGAAAUUAGUUGUUGCUGUCGCCUGCCUUAUGGCUGUUGCUAAUGCCGGUAUGUACGGUAUGGGAAUGUACGGUAUGGGUCUUGGAGGAUUAGGCAUGGGAAUGUACAAUCCUAUGCUUAUGGGCGGUAUGUACAACCCUAUGCUUAUGGCUAGUAUGUACAAUCCUAUGCUUAUGGGCGGUAUGUACAACCCAAUGGCUAUGAUGUAUGGUGGACUCGGUGGUCUUGGAAUGAUGGGUGGUUUAGGAAUGAUGGGUGGUAUGGGAAUGAUGGGAGGUAUGUCACCCUAUGGUAUGGGAUUCGGUGGUGCUGGAUUUGGAACACCUGUUGUGGGAGGACAAGAUCCUUCUCAAGGAACCAUGGUUCAUCCUUGGAUUAUUACAAACAAUCCUACUAAGUUUCGUCAAAAUCAGUCCAGAAUUGUACCUUCUAGAGUGUUUACGAGCAAUUGUAGAGGGACGGACCGACCGACGGACGGACGGACGGAUAUGGGUGAUAUUGGCCUGCGGAAAUCGAAAUCGAUGUAA